Molecule: messenger RNA, 252 nt
Organism: Arabis nemorensis
Lineage: Eukaryota; Viridiplantae; Streptophyta; Magnoliopsida; Brassicales; Brassicaceae
Source: the annotation of a GenBank genome assembly
AUGAUGCUUUUUGGAAAUGCUGGAAAUGUGGAUGGAUCUCAAGCAUCAGGGUCUUGGGAUUCACCUAUGCCACAAAGCAAAGAGGGUCCAUUAGGAAAGCUACCUCCUAAAAAAAGAGCUAAAGGUGGAGAACGUGGAGGCUCUAGUAAUUCAAGCAUUGAUGGUAGCCGUAUGGAGACGACUUUUAAUGAAAUGGUUGUUAUAAGCAAUCAAGUUGUUAGCUUGAGAAGAAAGACAACAAAGAGAAGCUAA